GCCAUCCGACAUCGUGCAACCUGUCACUCAGCACUGACCGUUCAGCAGUGGCCUUUCAGCAUGCAUUCUGCAUCACACAACCUACCGAACAGCAGCUAACAGAAGACAGCAAGAACCACCUCAUAUACGAUCCUAUACCCAGUAAAAUUUUUAUUGAACUUGGACUCUGAGUCACUUCCACACCCGUGUACCAACACAAACUGCACGCCGCCCGUAUUACCCCUGAUGCUCUGCGCGGGGGUGCACUACUGGUCGUGAACAUUGUGCCUUGGUGUACGCAGGGGCAGAUUGACGCGAGCGCCGCGGAGCACAGCAGCUGGACCUCGGUGUGGGUUAAUCACCGAGACACCGCCAUAGACAUGCCGCCGAAGAAAGCACCUCAGCCCACGGGCAAUAAGAAGACCCAGGAAAAGAAGAAGGAGAAAAUUAUUGAAGACAAGACUUUUGGACUGAAGAAUAAAAAAGGAGCCAAACAGCAGAAGUUCAUCAAAGCCGUCACACAUCAGGUGAAACAUGGACAACAGAACGCACGCCAGAUUGCUGCUGAAGCAGACAAGACUAAGAAAGGAGACAAGAAGAAGGAUAUCUCAGAGCUGAACGAACUCUUCAAACCUGUAGUGGCUGCACAGAAAGUCAGCAAAGGUGUGGAUCCGAAGUCGGUUUUGUGUGCGUUCUUUAAACAAGGCCAGUGCACUAAAGGAGAUAAGUGCAAGUUCUCUCACGACCUCAGUCUGGACAGGAAGUGUGAGAAACGCAGUGUGUAUGUGGAUGUCCGAGAGGACGAGCUGGAGAAAGACACAAUGGAGUUCUGGGAUGAGAAGAAGCUGGAAGAAGUUGUCAACAAGAAGCACGGAGAGGCUGAGAAGAAGAAGGCCAAGACUCAGAUCGUGUGUAAGUACUUCCUGGAGGCUAUAGAGAAUAAUAAGUACGGGUGGUUCUGGGUGUGUCCUGCUGGUGGAGACACCUGUAUGUAUCGACAUGCCCUCCCCGUUGGCUUCGUCUUGAAGAAAGACAAGAAGAAGGAGGAAAACGAGGAGGAGGAGAUCUCACUGGAGGAACUCAUCGAGAACGAGCGAGCAGCUCUGGGGAUAAAUGUGACACGUAUCACUCUGGAGACGUUCCUGGCCUGGAAGAAGAGGAAGAGGCAGGAUAAGAUCGCUAAAGCCCUGCAGGACAUGGAGAGGAAGAAGGCAGACUUUAAAGCCGGAAAAUCUCUUGGGGUGAGCGGGCGAGAAGUGUUCGAGUUCCGGCCCGAGCUGGUUGACGAUGAUGACGAGGAAGCUGACGAUACCAAAUAUGCCGAAGAAGACGACGAGCUCACGGAGGAGGUGGGUGAGGAAGAAGAGUGUCAGGACAUUGACGUCGCCAGGUUCGUCCUUAAAGAGGUGGACGACACGGGGAUAACGGUGGCAGCAGCAGACAGGUUCUCCUCCCGAGUCCAGCCGAACGGUGGAAGAGACGACAACAAACUGAGCGAGGCUUCAGGCGGAGUGGAGAACGGUGAGGACCAUACCCUGGAGGAGGAUGGAACCAGUACCAACAGUGACGGAGGUGGGGGUGAGGAGGCGGAGUCGGAGGCGGUGCCUGUAGAUGAAAAUCUGUUCACGGGGGAGGAUCUGGAUGAACUGGAGGAGGAGCUUAACACACUUGACCUGGACGAGUAACCCGCAAGCCUCAACAUGAACAAAUCCUUUUUUUUUUUUUUUUCCCCUUCUUUCCUCCCUCUUCUUUUUCCACCAAUCAGAUCAGCCAUAGAUGAACAGCUCAGUGGACAUGUGCGAAUAAAGAUGAUCAUCUGGGUCAUGUGACACUGUGUGACUCUGCACUGACUUCAUUUGGUCCGUAAAGAUUUUGAAGUCGUUGUAAUAAAACCACGUGAAUAUUUUACGUUACAGAAUCGCAGGGCCCUGAGCUGGUUUCUGUCAGACGUGUUUCAGUCAACAGAAUCGUACUACUUUUCAAAUGGGACCUUUUUACUGACUUAGGCAGCCUACUUCAGUAGGGGUGGAGCUUCGGUUAAGUGCUCAGCCAAUCACAUCAACCUACCCGAUCAUGUGACAUUGUCACGUUUCUUUUAACUUGAUUAUUGUUUCAAUAUCAAGAUUUAGCAGCUGGCUGUCAAACUAACGUGCUAGUUUAGUUAGCAUGCUAAAUGCAGCGUACAGUGUGCCCAUCCUGCUAACUGUUCUCAUGCUAGCAUGCUAACCAGCUAGCUAGCUAUUGCUGGUGUGCUAUGCUAACUGGUGUAUCAUCUUACAUUAUUUAAAUGGUGUAAAAUCUUUGAAAUGGUGUCACAUGAUCGGGUUUGAUUUAAGCUCCACGUGUAGUGAGUGAAUUGUGGACGGAUGUUUUGAUUUAUGACAAAUUAAAGGUUUCAUCUGCUGAGUGUGAUCUGAA
Silurus meridionalis is the source of this 2397-nucleotide messenger RNA. RefSeq names its product zinc finger CCCH-type containing 15 (gene zc3h15). Gene Ontology annotation, biological process: cytoplasmic translation. NCBI's taxonomy places the organism in Eukaryota, Metazoa, Chordata, Actinopteri, Siluriformes, Siluridae. The record is from RefSeq and is a predicted model, not a curated record. Bases 360 to 1664 code for a protein of 434 amino acids. The transcript is spliced from 11 exons. Gene Ontology annotation, cellular component: cytosol. Gene Ontology annotation, molecular function: mRNA binding; metal ion binding.